UCGAGUUGUGAAAUACCCUAAGGCAGAGCAGGCGGAGCAUCAAUCUUCAUCAUCAAGCCCUGAGAGAGAAGAGGAGAGGAUGAGUGGAACGGUGAAGAAAGUAGCGGAUGUAGCCUUCAAGGCUGGGAAGACGAUUGAUUGGGAAGGCAUGGCCAAGCUUAUCGUCUCCGAUGAGGCACGCAAGGAGUUCGCUACCCUCCGCCGCGCCUUCGACGAAGUCAACUCCGCUCUCCAGACCAAGUUCAGUCAGGAACCAGAGCCUAUUGACUGGGAAUACUAUAGAAAAGGAAUUGGAUCUCGCUUGGUUGACAUGUACAAAGAAGCAUAUGACAGCAUUGAAGUUCCGAAGUAUGUUGAUACUGUUACUCCUCAAUACAAACCCAAGUUUGAUGCUCUGUUGGUGGAACUGAAAGAAACAGAAGAGAAAUCUCUUAAGGAAUCUGAAAGAUUAGAGAAAGAAAUUGCUGAAGUCCAAGAGUUGAAGAAAAAGCUCAGUACCAUGACAGCAGAUGAAUACUUUGAGAAGCACCCAGAGUUGAAGAAGAAGUUUGAUGAUGAAAUCCGUAAUGAUUAUUGGGGCUAUUGAUGUCAGCUAUCUGUAGCAGUUCCAUGAACAACCUUUACGGAUGAACUAUUUUGAGUGCCAUCUGUGUCAGUCUGGGUUUUUCAGAAUAAGAAGGGAAAACCAAAUUGUUUUUCUUGGUUCUUUUUUGAACAAUGUAUUUCAUGUGAGGUGCCCUCAUCCAACCUCUUGGUAGAGAGUUGAAAAUGAUUGGAUAUUAAAAAUGAGUUGAUUUCGAUCCCAAAA
Molecule: messenger RNA, 808 nt
Organism: Diospyros lotus (date-plum)
Lineage: Eukaryota; Viridiplantae; Streptophyta; Magnoliopsida; Ericales; Ebenaceae
Product: ATP synthase subunit d, mitochondrial
Exons: 5
Coding region: 80-586 (168 amino acids)
Biological process (GO): proton motive force-driven ATP synthesis
Molecular function (GO): proton transmembrane transporter activity
Source: RefSeq, a predicted model, not a curated record